ACUCCAGCAAUCACUUUGGUUUGAAACGCGGCGGACGAAACAUGUUCUGAGGAAACGAGCUCCGACGCUAACCGACAAGAAAUAUUUAAACCAAAACGAAACGAAACGAAACUGAUUCUGAGUCUGAGUCGUCAUUCGCGUAUCGUGAAAAGCUAUUACGUACAAAAAAUACUAACAUAAAAACACAAAAAACCAAAAACCAACAGCAAGAAGUGGACAUAUUUUUUUUACAGUAAACAAAAAUAUAGUGCAAAUCGCUAAGUGUCACGCCACAAGCCGAAACCACACAUACACGCACACAAGGAUUACGCGUACAAGCGGGUUGGAAAAAGCGAUCAAAAAAUGAAAACCAGAAAGUGACAGAGCGUUGCAACAACAACCAAAACCCAAGCCAAGAGCAACCGAAACCGUUAAGAGCCCUCUCCCACAGAGGCUCUCCAACAAUCCAAACCAACGACAAGAACCAAGCGAAGCAUCCAACAUGUUGGCCUUUUGCCUGUUGCUUCUCCUGACCGCCGCGGCCGUUCCCGUGCGCAGCACGCAUGCGCAACAGUGCGCCUGGGAGUUCGUCCGCACCACCAUGGACAUCAAGUGCAAUGUGCGGGCGCUGGACGCCGCCGCCCCGCUCGACCUCCAGGUGGCCGAGACGGCCAACCGCCUGGAGCUGCAGUGUAGCCAGGAUCUGUUGCACGCCAGCGAGCUCUCCGCGGGCCUCUUCGGACGCCUGCAAAAGUUGGAAGAGCUGCAGGUGGACGCCUGCAAGCUGCAGCGGAUCCCUGCCAACGCCUUCGAGGGCCUCCUCUCUCUCAAGCGCCUCAGCCUGCAGACGCACAACGCCAUGUGGGGCCCCGGCAAGACGCUGGAUCUGCACGCCCAGUCAUUCCACGGCCUGCGCGAUCUGAGCGAACUCCAUCUGGCCGACAACAAUGUGCGCCAGCUGCCCGAGGGCCUCUGGUGCUCCAUGCCCAGCCUCCAGCUGCUCAAUCUCACCCAGAACCGCAUCCGGUCCGCCGAGUAUCUCGGUUUCUCCGAGAAGCUGUGCGUGGGCUCGGCCCUGAGCAACGCCAACGGCGCCGUCAGCGGCGGUUCCGAGCUCCAGGUGCUGGACGUCUCCUACAACGAGCUGCGCUCCCUGCCCGACGCCUGGGGCGCCUCCCGGCUGCGCCGUCUCCAGACGCUCAGCCUGCAGCACAACAACAUCAGCUCUCUGGCCCCCAACUCCCUGGCGGGUCUCAGCUCCCUGCGCGUGCUCAAUAUCUCGUACAACCACUUGGAGUCGCUGCCCGCCGACGCCUUUGCGGGCAACAAGGAGCUGCGCGAGCUGCACCUCCAGGGCAACGAUCUGUACGAUCUGCCCAAGGGACUGCUGCACCGCCUCGAGCAGCUGCUGGUCCUCGAUCUGAGCGGCAACCAGCUGACCAGCCACCAUGUGGACAAUAACACCUUCGCAGGCCUGAUCCGGCUGAUCGUGCUGAACCUCUCGAACAACGCCCUCACCCGCAUCGGGGCCAAGACCUUCAAGGAGCUGUACUUCCUGCAGAUCUUGGACAUGCGCAACAACUCCAUUGGCCAUGUCGAGGAGGGCGCCUUCCUGCCGCUCUACAACCUGCACACCUUGAACCUGGCCGAAAACCGGCUCCACACGCUCGACAACAAGAUCUUCAACGGCCUGUACGUGCUCACAAAACUGACGCUGAACAACAACCUCAUCAGCAUCGUGGAGACGCAGGCCUUCCGCAACUGCUCCGACCUGAAGGAACUGGACCUCAGCUCCAACCAGCUGAUGGAGGUGCCCGAGGCCGUUCAGGACCUGAGCAUGCUGAAGACGCUCGAUCUGGGCGAGAACCAGAUCUCGGACUUCAAGAACAACACGUUCCGCAACCUCAACCAGCUGACGGGACUGCGGCUGAUCGACAAUCGCAUCGGAAAUAUCACCGUGGGCAUGUUCCAGGAUCUGCCCCGCCUCAGCGUCCUCAAUCUGGCCAAGAACCGCAUCCAGAACAUUGAGCGAGGUGCCUUCGAUAAGAACACGGAGAUCGAGGCCAUUCGCCUGGACAAGAACUUCCUCACGGACAUCAAUGGGAUCUUCGCCACACUGGCCUCCCUUCUGUGGCUGAAUCUCUCGGAGAACCACUUGGUGUGGUUCGACUACGCCUUCAUACCGUCGAACCUCAAGUGGCUGGACAUCCACGGCAACUACAUCGAGGCCCUGGGCAACUACUACAAGCUGCAGGAGGAGAUCCGCGUGACCACGCUGGACGCCUCGCACAACCGCAUCACUGAGAUUGGCGCCAUGUCCGUGCCCAACUCCAUCGAGCUGCUGUUCAUCAACAACAACAUCAUAGGCCAGAUCCAGGCCAACACCUUCGUGGACAAGACCCGUCUGGCCCGCGUCGAUCUCUACGCCAACGUGCUGUCCAAGAUCUCGCUCAAUGCGCUCCGCGUGGCCCCCGUUUCGGCCGAGAAGCCGGUGCCCGAGUUCUACCUGGGCGGCAAUCCCUUCGAGUGCGACUGCUCGAUGGAGUGGCUGCAGCGGAUCAACAACCUGACCACCCGGCAGCACCCCCGCGUGGUGGAUCUGGCCAACAUCGAGUGCCUGAUGCCCCACAGCCGCAACGCCCCGCUGCGCCCCCUCUCCAGCCUGGCGUCCACGGACUUUGUCUGCAAGUACGACAGCCACUGCCCGCCCACGUGCCACUGCUGCGAGUACGAGCAUUGCGAGUGCGAGGUGAUCUGCCCCAAUAACUGCAGCUGCUUCCACGAUGCCACCUGGUCGACGAACAUCGUCGACUGCGGCAAGCAGGAUCUCGUCAGCCUGCCCGCCCGCAUCCCCCAGGACGUAAGCGACCUCUAUCUGGACGGCAACAACAUUCCCGUGCUGGAGGCGGGUCAGCUGGCGGGCAAGCGCAACCUGCGCGCCCUCUACCUCAACUCCUCCAACCUGAUGACCCUGCAGAAUGGCAGCCUCUCGCAGCUCUCGAAUCUCCGCGUGCUCCACCUGGAGAACAACAAGCUGACGGCCCUCGAGGGCACCGAGUUCCAGCCGCUCAACCUCCUCCGGGAGCUGUAUCUGCACAACAACAUGCUGACUCACAUCUCUAACGGCAGCUUCGAGCCGCUCGUCUCCCUCAAGGUGCUGCGACUGGACAACAACCGCCUGAGCUCGCUGCCCAAUCUCCAGUACCGCAACAGCCUGCAGGGCCUGACGCUGGGCAGGAACGCGUGGUCGUGCCGCUGCCAGCAGCUGCGGGAACUGGCCCAGUUCGUGUCGGACAACGCCAUGGUGGUGCGCGACUCGGCGGACAUCUACUGCAUCGAUGCUGGCAUCAAGCGGGAGCUGGAGCUGCUCGGCAAUGUGGCCGGGGGACCGGACUGCUCCGAGCUUCUCGAUGCCAGCGCCAGCAAUAUCUCCUCGUCGCAGGACAUUGCCGGGGGCUACCGCCUGCCUCUGCUGGCCGCCGUCCUGGUGCUCAUCUUCCUGGUCGUGGUCCUCAUCAUCGUCUUCGUCUUUCGCGAGAGCGUGCGCAUGUGGCUGUUCGCCCAUUACGGCGUCCGUGUCUGCGAGCCGCGAUUCGAGGACGCCGGCAAGCUGUACGACGCCAUCAUCCUGCACUCGGAGAAGGACUACGAGUUCGUGUGCCGCAACAUCGCCGCCGAGCUGGAGCACGGCCGCCCCCCCUUCCGGCUAUGCAUCCAGCAGCGCGACCUGCCGCCGCAGGCCUCCCAUCUGCAGCUGGUGGAGGGCGCUCGUGCCUCUCGCAAGAUCAUCCUGGUGCUCACCCGCAACCUGCUGGCCACCGAAUGGAAUCGCGUCGAGUUCCGGAACGCCUUCCACGAGGCCCUCCGCGGACUGGCCCAGAAGCUGGUCAUCAUCGAGGAGACCAGCGUCUCCUCAGAGGCCGAGGACGUGGCCGAGCUCUCGCCCUACCUGAAGUCCGUGCCAUCGAACCGCCUGCUCACCUGCGACCGCUACUUCUGGGAGAAGCUCCGCUACGCCAUCCCCAUCGAGCUGUCGCCGCGCGGCAACAACUACACCCUGGACCACCAUGAGCGCUUCAAGCAGCCCGUCUCCCCGGGCAUGAUCUUCCGCCAGGCCCCUCCACCGCCGGCCUACUACUGCACCGAGGACAUGGAGGCCAACUACAGCUCCGCCACCACAGCCACCCCCUCGCCAAGGCCCACCCGCCCGGGGGGGCCAGCUCGCAUCGUGGACUCCAUGCCCAUGCCCAUGCGCCCGCCCUCGGAGCACAUCUACCACAGCAUCGAGUCGGAGUACAGCGCCUACGACCAGCACGAGGCCCUCUCCAUGAUCCCCACUGGCCUGAUGCACCACCAUCAGCACCAGCAGCAGCAGCUGGCACGGCACCACCAACAGCAGCAGCAGCAGCGCCUGCUGCAGCCCCAGUUCCGGGCGGUGGGCGCGGCCAUGCCCGUGCCCCAGCAGGCAACGGCGCCCGUGCAUCUGCGCAGUGGCAGCGGCUUGAGUCAGGCCAGCACCAGUACUCAGUCGACGGCGCAGGCUUCCACAUCCGCUGCGGCAGCACAACAGCAGCAGCAGCAACAACAGCAGCAGCAGCAGCAACAGCAACAGACAGCUGCCAACGGCGAGACGGCCAAUAAGAAUGGACAGGCUUUCCUGGUGUAAGUUCUGACCCUGCCCCAUGGCACUGCCACCACCACUGCCACUGCCACUGCUCCUGCUGCCAUCUCUUUCUCCCUCGCACUGCUCUCGGGCGGUUCCUGCGCAGGGGCGGCCAUCUUGAAGCUGUUCGCUCGCUUGCGCAACCGGCGGAAGUAGAACACAAACACACACGUGCACACGUACACACACAAACACACACACUAGUAGAAAACAAAAAGACUUUUUCGUAGGCAUUUUUCUUCAACAUUUUAUUUGCAUUUCGCCUUUGGUGUUCGUUCAUGUGUUGUCGUUGUCGUUAAGGUAGUUGUGGUUGUCGUUUUGUAGUUGUGUAGCACAGCACCACAAAAACGCUCACACAGCCACACAGACAGACAGACAGAGACAGGGACAGAAGAGAGAUAGCGAGCGAGAGGGACACGUAUAUAAAUACCCAUAAAAAUUACAUAAUUAGCAUAUAUCUAUAUACAAAAACAAAAAACAAUUACUAGAAAUGUUGUUAAAACACUUUCAAAUUCAAUGUGAUAUAUUAAUUAACUAUAGUUAAAGCGGGGAGCCCGAGAGCGGGAGAACUGCCCCACCCUAUCCCCAAAAACGAAACACAAAAAAAAACACUGUAAUUCGUAGACGUAUUUAGUAGUUCUAGCCAGGCAUAAAAGAACCUAAAAACAAAUACUAAAACCAUAAACUACUACUAAACA
Drosophila miranda is the source of this 5340-nucleotide messenger RNA. Its product is annotated as toll-like receptor 7. Gene Ontology annotation, molecular function: protein binding. Bases 482 to 4645 code for a protein of 1387 amino acids. The transcript has a single exon. Gene Ontology annotation, cellular component: plasma membrane. The record is from RefSeq and is a predicted model, not a curated record. Gene Ontology annotation, biological process: signal transduction. Lineage: Eukaryota; Metazoa; Arthropoda; Insecta; Diptera; Drosophilidae.